AAGGCAAUAACUUUUUCCCCUCAUUAUUUCAUUUACAGUUCAAUUUAACGCCAAAAGUUUUUUUCCCCAAAUGGAAUUGGAGAGUGGGUUUUACUCGGCUUGGGAGAGUGGAUUUUUAUCGGAAGAUGGUGAUGAUCAACUGAAAGCAGCGGCAUCACUCCCAUUAAUCCCUCAGCCACAAACACCGAAGGAGCCGAUGGAGUUUUUGUCGAGAUCCUGGAGUCUAUCUGCAUCCGAAAUCUCCAAGGCUCUUGCCCAGAAACAAAAACAGUUUGAGUUUGAUACUGUUAAUCAGAGUUCGUCUCCUGAUUCCUUUGUUGCUCCACAAAUUGCAGGGAAAGUGAUGAACUCUAUUAAUGCUCGAAGAACAGGAGCAAUUGGGAAAUGGUUUCAUCACCACAAGGAAUUAGGAACCAGCACAGGCACAGUGAAGAAGAAAGAUAAAAUGCGCGCAGAAAAUGCUCGGCUGCACUCGGCUGUUUCCAUUGCAGGACUAGCCGCAGGCUUGGCUGCAGCAGCCGCCGCCGGCUCCUCCAAUAGCGGCGACGGAGCCUCCACGGGCUCAAAAAUGAGCAUGGCAUUGGCAUCCGCCACGGAACUUCUAGCAUCCCAUUGUAUCGAAUUAGCAGAGCAGGCGGGGGCUGACCAUGACCGAGUUGCUUCAGUUGUUAAAUCAGCAGUGGACAUUCAAAGUGCAGGCGAUUUGAUGACUCUCACUGCAGCAGCUGCAACAGCCUUGAGAGGAGAAGCGGCUUUGAAAGCAAGAUUACCCAAAGAAGCGAAGAAAAAUGCAGCUAUAAGUCCUUAUGAGAGGAGUUUGGCAGAGACUCAUUGGGCUUCUGAUUUUCAUGCUCCAAUGGACCAGAAUCCUCCGUGCCAGGGUGAACUACUGCAACACACACGAAAAGGUGUGUUGAGAUGGAAAAGGGUGAAUGUAUACAUCAACAUGAAAUCUCAGGUCAUGAUUAAGCUCAAAAGCAAACACGUUGGCGGAGCAUUCUCCAAGAACAAUAAAUGUAUUGUUUAUGGAGUGUGUGAUGAGAGUUGUGCAUGGCCAUAUAGAAAAGAAAGGGAAAGUUCAGAGUCAGAGGAAGUGUAUUUUGGGGUGAAGACAGGGCAAGGUCUUAUAGAGUUCAAGUGUAAAAGCAAGAUCCAUAAGCAGAAAUGGGUUGAUGCCAUUCAAACUCUGCUGCGACAGGUCUGCUAUGCUGAAGCAGUUCAACUUUCUAUGGACUCUUUGACUAUUAAAGACACUGUAUAAUACUAAUAUUUUCAUAGUAUAUAGUUUAAAUAUACACAAUAAAAAUUCGGGUUGUUUAAA
This is a messenger RNA of Hibiscus syriacus, 1321 nucleotides long. RefSeq names its product VAN3-binding protein-like. The record is from RefSeq and is a predicted model, not a curated record. Bases 71 to 1261 code for a protein of 396 amino acids. Gene Ontology annotation, biological process: leaf vascular tissue pattern formation; auxin-activated signaling pathway; phloem or xylem histogenesis. The transcript is spliced from 6 exons. NCBI's taxonomy places the organism in Eukaryota, Viridiplantae, Streptophyta, Magnoliopsida, Malvales, Malvaceae.